This is a messenger RNA of Aphanomyces astaci, 1106 nucleotides long. RefSeq lists its product as hypothetical. Gene Ontology annotation, biological process: tRNA wobble uridine modification. The record is from RefSeq and is a predicted model, not a curated record. The transcript has 5 exons. Gene Ontology annotation, cellular component: nucleus; cytosol; elongator holoenzyme complex. Bases 10 to 1035 code for a protein of 341 amino acids. Gene Ontology annotation, molecular function: tRNA binding. NCBI's taxonomy places the organism in Eukaryota, Oomycota, Saprolegniomycetes, Saprolegniales, Verrucalvaceae.
UGCAUUAGCAUGAGCAAGGCGCGAGUCCUGCUGGACGAAUCGAGUGCCGUGGACCGACACUUUCGGCUCAAAUGCAUUCCAACGAGUAUGGCCAGCACCAACAGCGACGACGAUGGGAAAGCCGAGGCGAUGUCCAACCUGGUGCUGGUUGAGGACAAGCUCGCCUCCGGCGGUGUGGGACGGGUCGUUCUGGAGCACGUCGUGCUGCAACUCACCAAGUCCUCCAGGGCCAAGCGCUUCAUCCAUGUCCAUCUGGAAACGGAUGGCUCGUCCGAGAAGGAGGCACUGCAUUUGAACUACACGGGCGACAUUCGUGGAUGGUUCACAGUCGGGAACGCCACCUUGCUCGAGCGAAUCUAUAACGACAUCAUCCAAGCCCAAGCCGGGGAAGCAUCCUCCACGUCAUCAUGUGCCGUCGUGAUCGAUUCGUUGUCAGAGUUGCUGCAGCAAUUUUCGCUUCGAGACGUGUCGACGUUCUUGGCUCGUGUGUACCAAUUACCGACGGUGGUUGUCGUGGUGUCCCGAUACAAUGCAUCGCUGCACAAGCCCACGACCACGCUAGGUCUUCGUACGCUAGCGAAAACGUUGGUGAACGUUGAAACUACAGCGUCGAUCGCAGCCUAUCCGCUCUUGUCUGUCGAAAGCAAGCGGCGGCUUCCCCAUGGAAUGCACGGCAUGGUGACGCUGCUCCACAAAUCCACGCAUGGCCAAGCGACGGAUGUAAUCGAGUAUUUCACGUUCGAAGUCACGGCAGGCCGUCGGUCGUUGCUCAUGUGGACCAAGCAACGAGCUGAGCAACGAGUGUCGCAUAACGCCACCCUUGGAUCAACCAAAACGGAGGAGGACCCUGCGCUGGGCUCGCUCUUGUCGGACUUGACUUUCAAUUUAACAGUGUCCGAGCGUGACAGCGCCGCCCGAAAGCAAGUGGUGCUGCCGUAUCAGCACCAAAACCACCAAAGCACUCCGUUGUUUUUCAUCGAUGACGACGACCCAGACUGGGAUGACGACGAUUUAGACGAUGAUCUAGACAUUUAAGCCAGCGAGUAGAGGUCCUUGUAUGAGUUUGGCAACGUUAUUGUUGAGAUUAUUCGAAGGAUGAAUCCACA